This is a messenger RNA of Miscanthus lutarioriparius, 897 nucleotides long. NCBI's taxonomy places the organism in Eukaryota, Viridiplantae, Streptophyta, Magnoliopsida, Poales, Poaceae. The record is from the annotation of a GenBank genome assembly.
AUGGCGAUGCCGCCGAGCCGUCCGUGGGCGGAGCUGCAGCACGACCUCCUGGUGGCGAUCAUGACCCGCGUGGGCGCGCCGGACCUGCUCUCCGGCGGCGCCUCCCGCGCCUGCUCUUCGUGGCGGUUCGCGGCGCGGGACCCGCUCGCGUGGCGCCGCGUCGACCUCCGCGAUUGGGUCGCCCUCACCUCCGGCCGGCGCGCCGCGAGACCGGGACACUCCAGCUCUAGCGUACCCGUCCAUGCAGCGCUCUUCCGCAUCCUGGAGGUCGCCGCCAAGUCGGCCGAAGGGCGGAUCGAGGCCGUGCUGCUCCCCGAGUUUGCUGAUGAGGACCAUCUCUUGUUCCUCGCUGACAGGUGUCCAAACCUGCACUAUUUCAGCCUUCCUAGCACCUGUAUGACUUACGAUCAGUUCUGUAAGGCGAUAGGUGGACUUCAUUCGCUUAAAGGCAUGGCAGUGGAUGAGACUCUGAUAAAUUAUGAUGUCCUCCUGCAUGUGCACCAGUGCUGCCCAGACUUUGUGGAGCUGAAGGUGUCUGCACUGUACGUGGAUGAAGAGAUGGCCUCAGUCAUCUGUAACUCUCUUCCUCAUCUGAAAAAGCUGGAGAUACCAAGUGCCGACAUGUCUUCCGCUGCAAUAAUAAAGUUCCAUGAUUGCCUAGAGGAGCUCGAGCACCUGGACAUCUCAGGUUAUGAGACAUCAGCCAUCUCAAGCUUGGUUCUUGAGAAAGCUUCGCGGCUCAAGGUCUUCCUCUGGAACUCGAAAUUCGAGCUUGGGGAGUUCAUGGACUGCUCCAACGACUGUAGAGAGCACAACAUUAACCCUCAAGAACCCUGCAAGUGCAUGAUGGAGCACAAGGUCAUGGACUGGCUGGCUGGACCUGCACAGGCUUCCUGA